AUGCCGCCUCAGUUUUCUAACGUCAAAGGAGGUUCCCAGCAACUCAGAACGGGCUACGAUGUUCCUCUUAUUGGGUAUGGAACCUAUAAAGUCGUCGGAAAAGACGUAGGAUUUAAUUAUUUCAAUAUUUUGGCAUCAUUCAAAUUCUCAGGUCCUUCCCGCUAUCGAUGCAGCCUUAUCCGCUGGUUAUCGGCUUUUCGACACGGCCAAGUACUACAAGAACGAAGCUGAGCUAGGGGCGGCUUUGAAGGUUUUAUUUUUCCAGAGAAUUAGUGAAAAAAUAGGAUUUUUUCCAGGAACUUUUGCCGAAGCACGGUUUGAAACGAGAAGAAGUCUUUCUGACGACCAAAUUUUUCGCCAUCGCAGCCGAAGAUGCGUUUGAAGAAGCGACCAGAUUGGUAGACGAAUCAUUGGAAUCUCUGGGCGUCGAGUGGGUUUUUAAAAAAAAUUUUUAUUCGUAAAUUUUAGUUGUGUCCAAUUUCUUUCAGGACACAUUACUAGCUAGCUUUGAAAAAAUCGGAAAUUCUGGUUCUGAAAAAUUAACUUGAUCAUAAUUAGGAAUCUUUUCUACAAGAAGGGUAUAUCAUAUAAUUUUCUUGCAAUUAAAAAAAAGUUGAUCUCUACUUUUAAAUCUCAUAUAAUUUUUUUAUUUUUUUGCUUUUUACUCGAAGACCUUUUUUUAUCGUUAUUGCUUAAAAAGAAAGCGUUAAAAUAAAUAUAAGUUUUUUUAUUAUUUUGCUCUGGAAAUGGUUUUUUUCGCUUUUUUUGAAGAAAUAAAAAAAUCAACAAAAAAUUGAUUUAAAAAAAUAAAAAUCCUUCUGACUUUUCAAAUCUCAUUUGAGGACUUUUUGAUCAAGUUUUUUUCAAAAAAAGAUUAGGUAUGAAAAAAAGAGAUUUUGUUAGUUCCUGUCAGCGGAAAAAGCGAAAAAAAAAAGGAAAAAGACAUCCGAGCUUCUAUCCGUUUCUAAAUAUUGAACUGUCUUGCAGAUACCUGGACAUGGUGCUCGUUCACUACCCCAAGGCCGACGCUUCCAGCAACGACGAUCCGAAAAACGCCCACCAUCGGAAGAGCACCUAUUUGGCUCUGGAGAAGAUCAAAGGUUUGAAAUUUUCUACAUGGCUGGGAGAUUCCUGAAAUCAAGCCAGAAAACUCAUCGAUGUGAACUUGAAAGUCCCAACUUGCAGAAAUUCCUAGUUUUCGCGAACUGAGGGCUCAAAGGCCCAAAACUACAUAUUUUAAAGGAUUCAGAAAAAUUUUCAAGUUUCAAAAGAAAAAAAAUGUUGCAGAAAGCGGAAAGAUCCGAUCGGUUGGAGUGUCGAACUACGAGAUCUCGCACCUGCAGGAGAUUGAAUCUUAUGGAAAGGUAGUAAACUCAGAUCUUAAUUUGGAACUUUUCUGAUGUUUUUUGGAUAGUUUCACACACCUAAACUACAAUCGAGGCUGAAAAUCUCACAAAAGACGGUGAAAUGAAAAUCAAGCGUCACAUUUAUUGGCUACAGAAAAGUCCAAAUUAAAAAAUUUUUAGAUCAAAAUAAUCAAUAAUUUUCGUCUAGGAACUCCCAUGUGCCAACCAAUUGGAAUACCAUCCGCACUUUGUCAGAGAGCCACUCCAUUUGUACUGCAAGAAACACGGGAUCUUCUUCCAGGUACUUGAAAAAUUCUGUUUUUUCUGUCUUUUCAAGGUUUUCUAAAAGUUUCAAAAGUUGAUAUUCAACCGUCACAGUAGUUCUGACUAUUACUCUCAUGAUUUGAAGGCGUUCUCCUCAUUGGCUCGCCAGGAACCGGCGUUGAUCGACGACCCCGUCCUCGUCAACAUCGCUAAAAAGCACAAUCAACCGGUUACGGUACCUUUCCAGACGAAACUCUGUUGAAUUCACUUCUUUCUAGCUAAUACUUCUGGCCUGGGCGCUGAACCAAGGCGUCGGCAUCAUUCCGAAGUCGGCGACGCCUUCCAGAAUCGUCGACAACAUCAAAGUCGCCGAGGUCAAACUGAGCGCCGAGGAAAUCCAAGAAUUGACGUCAUUGGACCGCGGCCAACACUACAUUCGCUGCACUGGAUGGCUCGUCAAAUAA
Molecule: messenger RNA, 2074 nt
Organism: Caenorhabditis auriculariae
Lineage: Eukaryota; Metazoa; Nematoda; Chromadorea; Rhabditida; Rhabditidae
Source: the annotation of a GenBank genome assembly